Molecule: messenger RNA, 1854 nt
Organism: Erpetoichthys calabaricus (reedfish)
Lineage: Eukaryota; Metazoa; Chordata; Cladistia; Polypteriformes; Polypteridae
Product: tigger transposable element-derived protein 1-like
Exons: 4
Coding region: 1-1854 (617 amino acids)
Cellular component (GO): nucleus
Molecular function (GO): DNA binding
Source: RefSeq, a predicted model, not a curated record
AUGAAACAGGAAAUAAUUAGAAGGAGUGAAUGUGGGGUAAAACAGUGUGACCUCGUCAAAGAGUUUGGCCUCAGCAAGACCACCAUUUUCACCAUUUUGACAAAUAAGGAUGCAAUCAAAUCAGCCAAAGUAGCCAAAGGAGUAUCAAAACUAUUUCAUGAAAAACAUAGGUCUUCAAUCCACGAGGAAAUGGAGAGGCUAUUAGCGAUUUGGAUUAAGGACAGGCAGGUGAAAGGUGACGUAACAACCCAAGAUAUUAUCUGUCACAAAGCCAAGAGAAUUUAUGACGAUCUAAAGAAAAACGUCCCUGGAAGUAGCAGCAAUCAAGAUAAUGAAGAAGAAUUCAAAGCCAGCAGGGGGUGGUUUUUUAGAUUUAAGAAAAGGUGUGGAAUCCACAGCGAUGAAGGAUACUGCCCACAACAAGUGUUCAAUGCCGAUGAAACGGGUCUUUUCUGGAAAAGAAUGCCGAGCAGAACCUUCAUUACAAAAGAGGAGAAGAAAUUGCCAGGACACAAAGCCAUGAAGGACAGACUUACCCUUAUGUUUUCGUCUAAUGCCAGCGGAGACCUCAAGAUCAAACCUCUAUUGGUUUAUCACUCUGAAAAUCCCAGAAUUUUCAAGAAAAAUAACGUUAUUAAGUCCAAACUGCCCGUCCAUUGGAAGUCCAAUCAAAAAGCCUGGGUGACCCAAGUUAUCUUCAACGAAUGGAUUCUGGAAACCUUUGCUCCUGCCGUGAAGAAAUUCUUGCUGGAAAAAGAACUGCCGCUCAAAGCCCUUCUGAUACUUGACAAUGCCCCUUCUCACUCAAAAGACCUAGAGGAAAUAUUGCAGGAAAAUUAUCCUUUUAUCAAGGUGCAGUAUUUGCCACCAAACACCACAUCCAUUCUUCAGCCAAUGGAUCAGCAAGUUAUUGCGAACUUUAAAAAACUCUACACUAGAGCCCUCUUUAAUAAGGUGUUUGAAGAAUGCGAGUUUGGUGGAGACAAUAUGACUGUCCGAAAGUUUUGGAAGGAGAAAUUUGAUGUCCUUAUGGCAAUACGACUUAUACAGAAGGCCUGGGAAGAAGUGUCACAAAGGACCCUCAUUUCUGCUUGGAAGAUGCUUGUGCCUUCGUGGACCCAGGAAGAAGCAGUAGUUGAUGACACAGAAGUGGUGAAGGACAUCAUCACAGUGGCCCAAAGGUUGGAAUUAGAGGUAGAGGAAGAGGAUGUAGAGGAGCUUAUUGAGGAACACGAAGAAGAGCUGACAACUGAAGAGCUCCAAGCACUUCUGGUCCAGCAACAGGACAAUGCUCAAAGGGAAGCGUCAUCUGAUAACGAGGAGCAACAAUCAAACAAUCAACCAAUCCCAACUGCUGACAUCAAGAACAUCCUGGUCAAAUGGAAAGCAGUUCAGGAGUUUACCAAUGCCCACUAUCCGGAUUCAGCUGAAGCAAACAGGAUCAACGAUCUUUACUCCGAUACUCUUCAUCUUGUGGAGGCCACUAUGAUUGAUGUGCGUUCAUACCCAAGCUUUAUCCGUAGAAUUCUGGUGAAGUCAAUUGGAGUACCAGUGCUCCAGUGGUUCCUAUGGGAAGAAAGUGAGCCAGCAGUCCAGUCCAGGAAUGUUGUUCUGGCAGCCCUACAGCUUAUUUUUAAGGUUUGCCUGGGCUGCUUUUCUUCCACUCCUCUAGAGACUGAGAAGGUUGAAGAAGGGGAGGCACGUGUUGCUUGUGAAGUAGUUCAAGAAGUUAAUUUAGAAAUUGAUCCUAAUUUCACUAGUGAAACUAGUGAAGAGACUUCUUCCACGGAUUUAGAGAACUUUUCAGGGAGAGCUCGAAACAAACAUUUGAACCAGAUGGCACUGUUCCUUUGA